Fusarium vanettenii 77-13-4 is the source of this 2889-nucleotide messenger RNA. RefSeq lists its product as uncharacterized. The annotation marks the transcript as partial. The transcript is spliced from 2 exons. The record is from RefSeq and is a predicted model, not a curated record. Lineage: Eukaryota; Fungi; Ascomycota; Sordariomycetes; Hypocreales; Nectriaceae.
AUGGAUUUAAUACAUCAAGAAAUCCAACUCAGCCUUGACCAGUAUUCCAGGUUGGAAAAGCUUCAUCUCCACUUUAACCUACCAGAGCAGGCCAUUAUCUGUACGCUAUGUGGUUACGCGCUUGCAACAGACGAUGACCGCGUCGGGCGUCACCUUGGAGAGAAGCAUCAUAUCCCUAAAGGGGCUCGCCGGAAGCUCAACGCAUUAAUCAACUCACUUCAACUUCCCAGUCCGGAGACGCUCCCUAAGCGACCAGAUGGUUCUGCGCCCCAUCCUCACCUGCAGAUCCAGGAAGGCAAGGCUUAUAGGCACUGUGGCCUACGUUCCACAAGCUUGACUAUUCUGUCGCGACACGUCAGAAAGCUUCACAAACGUGAAAUUGCAGCCACAAGAAGUACCGGCAAGCAUUGGCUGCGAGAUCAUAUCGUUGAUAACCUCGCAUUCCAGAGCUGGACAUUGAAGGAUAUCAAAAGGGCCUGGACCAUAACGCCCCUAAGAGCUUCGACACAGAGAUCCAAGAAAUCAGACAACAGACUCCUACAGCCAGUCCCGGAUCCUAUACAGCGCCUUGCAGAUCAGCUAUUACAUGAAGAACGCACUCGCUCGGAGCUACACUCCGCCACUCUCAACCCCCCAACCGAUGGCGAUGUGCUGUCUACGCAAGCUUUGCUGACAAACUGGAUGCGCCGAACUGGCUGGGAUCGAACUUUCGAGGGUGCGGACUGCCAAAUCCUCAUUUCCUUAUCUAGCUUGCCCAUGCCAUCAUCCCAGCCGCUCUACCUAGGGAUGCACCGUGGCGGGCACGAGCUCAGCAGCUCGGCGAUAGACGAGAACAGGCUCUUAUCCAUCGUCGCAGCGCUAGACCGGCUCUUUGACCAGUGCGGCGAGACAGUGAGAUUCACUGAUGUCAGCGUUCGGCGAUGGCUGCGUAGCCGCUUCACGGAUCGCCCCUACAAGGCGCCGUUCGAGCUCGUAUCCCAGUCAAACUCCGAAAGGACAUACAGGAACGAGUUCAAGCGCUGCAUCUGCUUCUGGCUGCGUGUCUGGCGACUUCCGAGAGCCAUAUCUCGUGCCGUCACGGGCCGCAUCUUCACAACACAUCAACGUAGGAUAUUGGAAGAACUAUGGCUUGACUCUUGUUGGACUCCUUGCGACAACGAAGACCAGAAUGCCGAGAAUGCAUAUGCGGGCUCUGCUCUCUGGCUCCGUCAAGAAAACCUUGGUUCUGAAGUUGGUCAAGGAGAAGGGGAAGAAGAAGAAGAAGAAGAAGAAGAAGAAGAAGAAGAAGAAGAAGAAGAAGAAGAAGAAGAAGAAGAGGAUGUUGAUGAUGAUGAUGAUGAAGGGUCUGAAUUCUCCAAGUCUGAGGAUACAGCAAGUGAUGCCCUAUAUGGCGAGGGUUCAAGCGAUGAAGAAUAUGGUUCUGACAACCAAGAGACAGAUAACAGUUGUGAUCCAUCCGUGGAUGCUGUGCUGCGAUUCUAUUAUGAAAUGGUUACCGAACACUUCGAAGAUGGAAGGGCAAGCUCAGCCCUGCUCGUCUACUUCAGUGCUAUCCGGGGAUUAUCAAGGCAGGAAGGGAACGAAUAUCUGCGACCCGCCCGAUAUACCCCCAUUCUCUCCAGGCUGAUCUACUACACUCGGUUAAUCUUCCUCGAGGCCAUCCUGCCUCUUCGUGCUCAUACGUAUACCGGAUUUGCGGCCAGGCCCCGCUACGGCCAGCUUGCAGCCCUCAAUGCGGUUCGCGUCGACCAGAUGUGUGACGGCACUAUGUCGCCACUUGGCGAGUUCCUCAGCCUCUUGGCGUAUGGGUUGACCCUUCAACGAAGUGAAGGCCCCGCGUGGCACUUUGACUGGAGCGAGGAUGGACAGACGAUCUCAUGGGACGGAGACACACGGCUGUCCAUGGGACAGUUCCGCAGCCUAGCCCAUGAGGCAUUUCGCCAAGCUACCGUCCAGUCUCGGCGCUUGAUGUACGACUUCGAUCCAGAGGACCCGCAGAUGGGAAGCUUGCGUGAUAGGCUAUCGAAUACGACUCCCGGCUAUUCCUUCCUCACAGACCCUCAUAACGGGCUCGGGGAGUUAUACCUGACGGUCUUCAUGCGGGCCUGCACAGCUCCCGUGGACGGUCUGCUCCAGACGCGGCAUGGCGACGGCCAGGGCAGCUGGGACGUGGAUGCAGCACAGGCAUACCUGCACGGGCAUGAUACCCUUCUCAAGAACCUCAUGGUUCUCGAGCAGCUAGACAGCGGCCAGGCUGCGCGAGUCUCGGAGCUGCUGACUCUGGAACGGACGAACACAAGGUCGAGGCUCCGAGGCAUCGGGAUCUUCGGCGGGCAGAUGUUCUCCAUAACUCGCCACAACAAGGCUCGCCUCACCACAAACCGCGAGUUCCAGGUCGCACGGUUCUUUUCCCCCCAGGUUGCAGCAUUGAUGUAUCGAUAUCUUGUCUAUAUACGUCCGACCGCCUACGCCAUCCUACGUCAAUGCUUCAGGCAUGAGCCGGAUAGGACGCUCAUCUUUACACCCAUCUCAAGGAGUACCGGGUGGACCACCAAGGUAUUCACAGAAGAACUUAAACGCCUGAGCCGAGAUGCUCUGGGCACCGAGAUGGAGAUUGGCGUUCGGCUCUACCGUCAAUUAUCGAUCGCCAUCACCGAGCGGCAUGUUCGCGGAGCUCUUCCAACCUUCAACCGGUUUGAUGACGUGACCGAAGCAGCCGAUCCGGACGUUGCAUUUGCAUGGCAGAGUGGCCAUCGUCCAAUGCAGCGCCAUUUAAUCUACGGCCUAGAUGGCGCGUUUCCGGACAAGUUGCAGCCAUCACUGCUCAGACUGUAUGCACGCUGCUCUGAGAAAUGGCAUAGCUUCCUCAUGAUCGGACCCGAGGCGCCA